CGUCGCCGUCAGUGUCCGAUUUACUUCCGGCCGACCCGACGGGCCACUGCGCAGCACACACACACAUACACACACACACACACACACUCACGCACACGCACACACUAGUGCAUACACACACACACACGCACCUACGCUGCACACGCGGACGGGCGCGCACAGAAUCGCGCGAAGAAAUCGCGUUCGACGACGUACCAUUACACUAUUGAGUCGGCAGUUCACGAACCCAGUAGCUUCUCUAAAUGCGACCGCGAGAGACACACAUAAAAACCUGGAGAUUCCGACUCUGAUCGUCCGCGAACACAACGAAUCGUAAUAAUAAUACAAAUUAAACAUUUUUUUUUUUCUGCCGUUGUUGUUGUCGGUUUUUUUCGGAUCGUACUUCACAUAAUAUUAUCAUAAUAUACUAACACGCCGUGUUCACCUGCCGAGUCGGUCGCACGCCGCCACCCCUUCGCGCCGCUGAAGAACCGCGAUUUUCUCCGCUACCGAGUGUCGCCGGUGCUCGUUUAUUUUUUUUCUCGAGAUUUUACGGUUUUUUUUUUAUAUAUUUUUUUAGUUUUCUCUGCUCUCCUUAAUAUAUUACGUCGUUAUUGGACGAAGUUCACCGACGAUUGAAUCUCGUCUUUUUUGCUGAAAACCAAUCACCGCCUCAGUGCGUCCCCCAGCGUCAUAUACACACAAUUAUCGGCACACGAUGACAGGUCGUUCGACGGUUGUCAGGGUUUAGCAGCAGUGGUCACCGAACGUCUGUACAGCUGAUACGUAAAAUCAUAGCAGUGCGUCUACAGAGAUCUACAACACACAUUAUCUCGUUGAAUAUAUAUUAUAUAUAUAUAUCAUUUAAGUUCACUUGAUCACGAUGAUGACCGACAACAACAACGACCUCGGCUGCCAGGACUGGAACGUCGCGCCACUCGCUGACAGGAGAGUGGUCGACUUCUACGACGAUGCUUCGGUGUUCGUCACCGGUGGCACGGGAUUCGUGGGCAAAGCUCUGAUCGAGAAGCUUCUCAGAUCGUGCCCCGGCCUGAAGAACAUUUACCUGCUGAUCAGACCUAAGCGUGGCAAAGACAUAGAAUGCCGUUACCAGGAGCUGUUGGAAAAUCCGGUGUUCGAUCGCAUUCGGUCCACGGAUGAAGCGGAAAAAGUGUUCGAGAAAGUGGUGUGUAUCAGCGGUGAUGUAUCCGACCCCGACCUGGGUCUGAGCGCCGAAGACAGGCAAAGACUGUGUUCCGACGUGACAAUCGUCUUCCAUUCAGCAGCCACCGUCAAGUUUAAUGAAACCCUCCGCACCGCCGUCACACUCAACACGUUGGGCACGCGACGCGUCGUCGAACUGUGCCGGUCGAUGCCAAAGUUAAAGGCUAUGAUUCAUGUGUCGACUGCGUAUUCGAAUGCGGAUAAGGUAACGAUCCAGGAGUCGGUGUACAAGCCACCUGCCGACCCCGAGUUCGUGAUAAACUGCUGCCAGAAGAUGUCCGAGGACGAUUUGCGAGAGAUGGGACGGCGGAUGCAGGGUAAACACCCGAACACGUACACUAUGACCAAAGCCAUGGCCGAGUGGGUAGUCGCUGAACAAGCGGAUGACAUACCAGCGGCAAUCGUAAGACCCAGCAUAGUGACUGCUGCUUGGAGAGAACCGUUCGAAGGGUGGGUAGACAACAUGAGCGGUAUCACGGGCAUCAUGAUGGAGAUAGGACGAGGCACGAUCAGAAGUAUCGUUUGCGACCAAAAGCUCCGAGUGGACAUCAUACCUGUCGACAUUCUAGUAAACACGCUGAUAACGUCUGCCUGGCACACGGCCACAUACAGGCAAAACGCAGUCCGGGUGUACAACUGCACGUCCGGAGCUUUGAACCCGCUCCGCUGGGAGGAACUGGGUAACCUGUGCCAGUACCACUCGCUGACCGCGCCGUCCAAGUACUUGCAGUGGUAUCCUGGCUUCUCGUUCCGCACCAACCGCAUGGUGCACAGACUGUGCGAAAUCCUCUUCCACUUCGUGCCCGCGUUCGUGCUGGACAUCGUGCUACGUCUCACCGGUUCCAAGCCUAUGAUGUUAAAAAUUUAUCGACGUUUUAAAAUGGCUGCUCGAACCGGCGAAUUUUUUGCACUCCAUCAGUGGGACUUCAUCAGCAAGAACAUCCAGGAACUCAACAAAGACAUCUCAUUUGUUGACCGGCAAAUGUUCCCCAUAGAUAUCACCAAAGUAGUGUGGGAUACAUAUGUCAGAGAUUAUGUGUUUGGUAUACGGAAUUAUGUACUCAAAGAUCCACCAUCGACCAUUCCUCAAGCGUUGAGUAAACUACAAAGAUUUUAUUGGAUGCAUAGAAUGGUACAAUGCGCGUUCAUUGGAAUUUUAAUACAUGUCCUCAAAUCAAAGUGAUCAGUAACAAGAUUUUAUUUUUUGUAUAAUAUUAACUACAAAUAUUAUAAAUCAUAUUAUAUUAAGUUAUGUUACAUGAAUAGUAUUAAGUAAUCGAACAUAUAUUUUUUUUUUUGCAGUGUUACAAGACAAUUUAUGUAAUAUUUU
This is a messenger RNA of Melanaphis sacchari, 2533 nucleotides long. Its product is annotated as putative fatty acyl-CoA reductase CG5065. The transcript has 8 exons. Gene Ontology annotation, biological process: long-chain fatty-acyl-CoA metabolic process. Gene Ontology annotation, molecular function: alcohol-forming very long-chain fatty acyl-CoA reductase (NADP+) activity. NCBI's taxonomy places the organism in Eukaryota, Metazoa, Arthropoda, Insecta, Hemiptera, Aphididae. Gene Ontology annotation, cellular component: peroxisome. The record is from RefSeq and is a predicted model, not a curated record. The coding region runs from base 863 to 2386 and encodes 507 amino acids.